This is a messenger RNA of Mesorhabditis spiculigera, 234 nucleotides long. Lineage: Eukaryota; Metazoa; Nematoda; Chromadorea; Rhabditida; Rhabditidae. The record is from the annotation of a GenBank genome assembly.
AUGGCACUCGUCCUCUUUUGCGUGAUUAUGACGAUACCGCCACCACGCAACGUCCAUUUCGGCGGCAAGAACUGCGAGUGUCUGCGCAAUCCGGAGGAACCCGUCAAAGUGCCUGAACCCGAAAAACUGAAAGACGAGUUCAAGGUGCUGUUCGAGGCAAUGGCCGCCAAUGUUCGAUUGUCCCUCCUUGUCAGCUACGUUUUCAUUGUAUUUCUGUAUUGGGCGGCACGGCUG